Molecule: messenger RNA, 1521 nt
Organism: Fimicolochytrium jonesii
Lineage: Eukaryota; Fungi; Chytridiomycota; Chytridiomycetes; Spizellomycetales; Powellomycetaceae
Exons: 2
Coding region: 46-1293 (415 amino acids)
Source: RefSeq, a predicted model, not a curated record
CGAACCCACGCCAGACCCACGCCCCACGAGAUCUUGCCAGCCAGAAUGAGCUACUACGGCCAAGCACCGACCUCACAACAGCAACAGGCUGCACACUCAUAUAACUAUGGUCAGGCGGCUGUACAGGCUGCAGUGCAGGCUUCGACGUACGGCGCACCAGCGCAACCGGAUGCCGCAGCUCAACAGUACUAUCAAGCCCCUCAGCAACAGUACGCAGGAUACCCCCAAGGACAGUGGCCGGCUGCGGACGGAACUCAGUAUCAGGCAACGCAAGUAGCUGGGACUCCGACGUAUUCUUACCAGCCCGGAGCCGGAUACCCAACGCCAGCGGCACCGGCACCAGCGUACGGGAAUCAAUACGGAGUGGCUCAGCCUUACAAUCCCGCUGCCCCGUCCGCAUAUCCUUCCUCAUAUGCGGGGGCGGGUUAUCAACAGUCACCUCAACAGCCUGCCGGAGCUCAGCCUUACUCAGCUAAUCCUCAAUAUUAUCCUCAAGUUCCACCUCAACAGCACAAUCCACAAACUUCCUUGCCGGCGGCGCCUCCAGCAAACUCUUCGACUUUCGGCCAACAACCUCCAAGCGGUGGAACGAAUCAUAGAAACGACUACGGAAAUGGUGAUUAUCGAGGAGGUAGGGGUCGCGGUGGUGGUGGAAGGGGGGGCAUGAAUCGAAGGGAGGAUCGUUUCAUGGGCCCAGACCGCCCGCCCUUUGGCGCGCCUAGAGCAGGAGACAUGAACGGCUUAUAUGGUCCUCCAAGAGAUGAUCAUCGCCGAGACCGAGACCGAGACUAUCGAGGUGGUCGAGACAUGGGCGGGCCGAAUUACCGAGAUGACAGAGACCGAUACGGCGGUGGCGGCGGCUACUAUGAUGGCCCUCGGGGUGGCAGGGGAGGGUUUCGAGGUGGCCGUGAGGGCUAUAUGGAUCGAUAUGAUGACAGAGACUACAGAGGUCCAUCAGGCGGAAGACGCGGCGGGUAUAGGGACGGGCCGUUUGACGAUCGCCGUGGGGACGGUUGGUCGGACAGGCGCGGAGGGUUUGGUGAUCAUGGGCGCGGCGGAAACAAAAGACGGAGCGAACGGGACCACGUCGCAAAUAAGCGUCGCAAAACGGAUGUUCAUGAUCCAGCUGAGGGCGGAGAUCUGGAUCUAGACGAAGAUUCUCAGAAUGCGCCCGUUCUUGAGGGUGAACGUGGCUUGACGGUGACCGAGGAUGGGUUCGAGGGCUACUACAAGAAGACGUUCACCGAGGAUCCUUGGGCGGAUUUGAUGCCGGAGGAGCAUCCAGUCUUUUGAGAGGGGGGCGUAUUGAUGCAUACGAGCGUCUACGAAACGGGUGGCAGGAUUGGGGCGCUCAACGUGAUGCACUUGUUUAUGUCGGAACAACAUGUUCGGCGCAGGAUGGAGGAGAGCACUUGUUGGUCCAAAUACGUGGUGUUGCUGACUUCCAUAGUGCCUUAGGCCGUAGGAGCAGCGACUCACCCCCAUAUACUGAACUCAGAUACUUAUGUAUUGUUUUACUGG